AUGGCACAAGACGCGAAGGGCAAUGUCAAGGCUCCAGAGCUGCUCGACUUGACAAUCGACAACAUCACGCCUAACACGGUGCGCAUCAACUCGCAAAGCUCUGAUGCGCGGCUUACGUACCUCAUGGCGCGUCUGGUGACUCAUCUCCAUGACUUCGCCCGCGAGACUCGCCUGAGCACGGACGAGUGGAUGACGGCUCUCAGUUUCUUGAUUGGGUGCGGCCAAAUCUCUAACGACGAAUUUAUCCUACUCUCGGACGUGCUCGGCCUGUCGCUGCUGGUAGACAGCAUCAACCACCCCAAGCCGCCGCUCGGCACGGAGGGGUCGGUGCUAGGACCGUUUCACACACACGACGCGCCGGUACUGCCCAAUGGCAGCAGCAUGACGGCGGAUCCAUUGGGGGAGCCCAUGCUGGCCGUCUGCACUGUCAAGGACACGGAGGGAAGGCCGGUGGCGGGCGUCAAGGUCGAUAUCUGGGAGACGGACAGCUCGGGCCACUACGACGUGCAGCACGCUGGCCGUAACGAGCCGAGCGAGCGCUGCGUCAUGGUCAGUGACGAACAAGGACGUUUCUGGUUCCAGGGUCUCAAGCCCGUCAGCUACCCCAUUCCGCACGACGGCCCCGUCGGAAAGCUCUUGCAGCUGCUGAGUAGGCAUUGCUGGAGGCCCGCGCAUGUACAUUUCAUGUUUGGCAAGACGGGAUGGGACAAUUUGAUCACGGCUCUAUAUCUCCGGGGCGACCCCUAUGAGACUUCAGAUGCCGUAUUUGGCGUGAAAAAGAGCUUGAUAAUCGAUCUCGAGAAGGUGGACAGCGACACAGCAAAGGAAUAUGGGGUUAAGGAGGACAUCUGGCUUCUCAAGCACGAUUUCGUGUUGACAACUGAGGAGCAGACCGAGAAACUUAGAGACCAGCUUGCUGUUGAGGCCCUGGAGAAACUUGGCCUGAGGAUGAAGUUGGUUGAUCAUUUACCCGUCCCAGACCUAGACUGA
Molecule: messenger RNA, 990 nt
Organism: Lasiosphaeria miniovina
Lineage: Eukaryota; Fungi; Ascomycota; Sordariomycetes; Sordariales; Lasiosphaeriaceae
Product: dioxygenase-like protein
Exons: 3
Coding region: 1-990 (329 amino acids)
Biological process (GO): catechol-containing compound metabolic process
Molecular function (GO): catechol 1,2-dioxygenase activity; ferric iron binding
Source: RefSeq, a predicted model, not a curated record